AUGGCUUCCAUAGAUGUAGAGGAUGUGCUUUCCAAGCUAACGGAAAGAGAGAAGAUAUCGUUGCUCGCUGGCAUCGAUUUCUGGCAUACACAACCAAUCCCCAAACAUGGCGUUCCCUCUCUGCGACUCUCUGACGGUCCCAAUGGUGUUCGCGGCACACGCUUCUUCAACGGCGCCCCAGCAGCCUGCUUUCCUUGCGGUACAGCUCUAGGCGCAACCUUCGACACCGAACUUCUCGAGGAAGCCGGCCGUCUCAUGGGCAAGGAAGCCAUCUCCAAAGGCGCACACGUAAUCCUCGGUCCCACGAUCAACAUGCAGCGUUCUCCUCUCGGUGGCCGCGGUUUCGAAUCCAUUGGUGAGGACCCAUUCUUAGCUGGGUUGGGCUCUGCAGCUUUGGUCAAGGGAAUGCAGGAGAAUGGCGUCGUGGCCACCAUCAAGCAUUUCGUGGGCAAUGAUCAAGAGCACGAACGCAACAGCGUGGAUUCCAUCGUCACCGAACGUGCCUUGAGGGAGAUUUAUCUUAUGCCCUUCCAAUUGGCGGUUCGCGAUGCUUACCCCAAGUCUUUCAUGACUGCUUACAACAAAGUCAAUGGUACGCAUGUCAGCGAAAACACAAGGAUCUUGAAGGAUAUCUUGAGGGGAGAGUGGGGAUGGAAGGGCUUGGUGAUGAGUGAUUGGUUUGGUGUCUAUUCGGUUUCCAAAUCGGUCAUUGCGGGUCUGGAUCUGGAGAUGCCUGGUCCGACUCGAUUCAGGGGAGAUGCUUUGUUCCAUGCCGCGGGCGCAAAGAAGAUUCCCGCUGGUGUGAUUGAUGAUAGAGCAAGACAGGUUCUGGAGCUGGUCAACGAGUGUGCUGCAUCAGGUGUCAAGGAAAACGCCGAGGAGACCACCAACGACACCCCCGAGACGUCAAAGCUGCUGCGAAGACUUGCCGCCGAGUCGAUUGUGCUACUGAAGAAUGAAGGCGAUAUCUUACCGCUCAAGAAAGACAUGAAGAUUCUCGUUAUCGGACCUAACGCAAAGACUGCGACUUACUGUGGUGGUGGUUCGGCUUCUCUCCGUCCAUACUACGCCGUUACUCCUUACGAGGGAAUUGUCGACAAAGUCGGUGAGGAGAAUAUCGACUUCAGCAUCGGUGCAUACUCUCACAAAGAAAUGCCCAGCCUGGGAAUUGAUUGGAGGACUACCGCAGGCGAAGAUGGCGAGGCUGGUGUUCUCUUCAAAGCAUACAACGAGUCUCCCGAGGACAAGGACCGCAGAUGCGUCGAUGUGCUUGGACCUUUCACCAACACUUCUAUGAUGUUCAUGGACUACAAGAACCCGAAGCUCAAGUCUGGACUCUGGUAUGCUGAUAUCGAGGCAUACUACACAGCUGACCGCGACGGUGAAUAUGAGAUCGGUGUCUGUGUGUAUGGAUCAGCCAAGGUCUUUGUCAAUGAUGAGCUCGUGCUCGACAUUACAGAAAACCAACGCCAGGGCUCUGCAUUCUUCGGCUUGGGCACCGACGAAGAUAUCUGCUCAGUUCCCAUGAAGAAAGACCAAACCUACAAAGUCCGCCUCGAAUUUGCCAGUGCGCCAACGAGCAAAUUGACCGGCGGCAGCGUAGAUUUUGGCGGCGGUGCCGUCCGCAUCGGAGGAGCCUGGAAGAUUGACGCCGAUGAGGAAGUCCGCCGUGCAGCCGAACUCGCCAAGUCCGCCGACCAAGUCCUGGUCUGCGCAGGACUGAAUAUGGACUGGGAGAGCGAAGGCUUCGAUAGACCAGACAUGAAGCUACCAGGCCAUCUGGACCGCCUCAUCUCCGCCGUCGCAGAAGCCAACCCUCGCACAGCAGUGGUGCUCCAAAGCGGUACACCAGUAGAAAUGCCCUGGUUGAGCAAAGUACCCGCAGUACUCCAAGCAUGGUACGGCGGCAACGAGACCGGCAACGGUAUCGCCGACGUCGUAUUCGGCGAUGUCAACCCCUGCGGCAAAACAUCCCUGUCUUUCCCCAUCAAGAACGAAGACAACCCUGCUUUUCUCAACUACCGCUCAGAGGCUGGUAGAGUGCUGUAUGGCGAGGAUGUAUAUGUUGGCUACCGCUAUUACGAUACUUUGGGUCGCCCUGUAGCAUUCCCCUUCGGCCAUGGCUUAUCCUACACGAGUUUUGGGUUCUCGGACUUGAAGCUGGAUGUCCCUUCGAACAACGACGGCGACCUGAUCGCGAAAGUUACAGUCAAGAACACUGGCAAAGUUGCAGGAGCACAGGUAGCACAACUCUACAUCUCACCAGUAACUCCCUCUAUCCGUCGCCCAACAAAGGAACUCAAAGCUUUCACCAAAGCAUUCCUCGAGGCCGGAGAGAAAAAGACUGUCGAGCUUAAGGUGGCGGUCAAAUAUGCCACUAGCUUCUGGGAUGAGCGUAGAAAUGCUUGGGUUUCUGAAAAGGGCAAAUACAAGGUUAUUGUUGCGGAUAGCAGUGCUGUUGGUGACUGUGCUGCGGAAGAGACUUUUGAGAUCAAGAAGACUCAGUGGUGGAAUGGACUCUAA
This is a messenger RNA of Aureobasidium namibiae CBS 147.97, 2523 nucleotides long. RefSeq lists its product as uncharacterized. The transcript has 2 exons. The record is from RefSeq and is a predicted model, not a curated record. Gene Ontology annotation, biological process: glucan catabolic process. Bases 1 to 2523 code for a protein of 840 amino acids. NCBI's taxonomy places the organism in Eukaryota, Fungi, Ascomycota, Dothideomycetes, Dothideales, Saccotheciaceae. Gene Ontology annotation, molecular function: beta-glucosidase activity.